Anthostomella pinea is the source of this 1230-nucleotide messenger RNA. The record is from the annotation of a GenBank genome assembly. NCBI's taxonomy places the organism in Eukaryota, Fungi, Ascomycota, Sordariomycetes, Xylariales, Xylariaceae.
AUGGCCCACUCCAAGGAUACCACCAUCGCGUUUGCGUUCGACAUCGAUGGCGUGCUAAUGAAGGGCGUCAAGCCGAUUCCAGGCGCACGUGAGACGAUCCAGAAGCUUCAGGACUUGAAAAUUCCCUUCAUCUUCCUCACCAACGGCGGGGGGCUCACCGAGGAGGCGCACGUCGCCAAGCUCGGCCAGCGCCUCGAUCUGACCUUCGACAAGAGACUGUUUGUCCAAUCUCACACCCCCUACCACGACCGCGUCGCCGAGUACGCCGACAAGACGGUGCUGGUGCUCGGCGGCCACGGCCAGCAGAUCCGCGACCUGGCGCACGCCUACGGCUUCAACAAGGUCGUGACUCCGUCCGACUUCUUCCAGGAGUUCGAACACAUCCACCCCUUCCCCGAGAUGACGCGGGCCUACCACCUCGAACACGGGCGACGCCACAAAGCACCGCUGCGGGACACCAAGAUCGCCGCCAUUUUCGUCUGGUCGUCGCCCCGCGACUGGAUGCUGGACAUGCAGCUCGUUAUCGACCUGCUGCUGUCCAGGGGUGGCUAUAUGGGCACGCGGUCAUCCAAGAACGGCGACGCCUCGCUGCCCAACUACGGAUUCCAGCAGGACGACCAGCCCAAACUCUUCUUCUGCAAUCCCGACUUUGAGUGGGCGACACAGCACGAACAGCCGCGCUUCGCGCAGGGCGCCUUCCGCGAGGCUCUCUGCGGCCUCUGGGCGCACGCCACCAGAAAUAAAGCAAAGAUGCAGUACAGCGUCGUCGGCAAGCCGACCGAGGCGACUUACAUCUACGCCGAGGGCACGCUGCGGGACUAUCACAGCGCGACGCACGGAACCGGCAGCGACAACGACAACCCGGAGCGCAGGAUCGGUCGCGUCUACAUGAUCGGCGACAACCCCGAGAGCGACAUCGUCGGCGCCAACUCGUACGAGAGCCGCUGCGGCUUCGAGUGGCGGAGCGUGCUCGUCGAGACGGGCGUCCACGUCGCCGGCACCGUGCCCAUCCAUACCCCCAACCACACGGUCCGCGAUGUUCGCGAGGCUGUUGAGUGGGCGCUCGCGGGCGGCGAGUGUGGGAGCAAUGUUAAUGGCGAGGGUGAGGAUAGAGAGGAUGGCGCCACGGAUGGGUCGCGGUCUUCGGUCAAUGGCGAUGUGAGCGGCCGCAGCAGCAGCAGCAACCUGUCGGCGGUCGGCACGUCUGAUACGAGCAAUGUGUCGGAUUAG